Messenger RNA from Pieris brassicae (large cabbage white), 861 nucleotides. It is a transcript of the gene l(3)87Df, whose product is annotated as cytochrome c oxidase assembly protein COX20, mitochondrial. Gene Ontology annotation, biological process: mitochondrial respiratory chain complex IV assembly. The transcript has 2 exons. NCBI's taxonomy places the organism in Eukaryota, Metazoa, Arthropoda, Insecta, Lepidoptera, Pieridae. The record is from RefSeq and is a predicted model, not a curated record. Gene Ontology annotation, cellular component: mitochondrion; mitochondrial inner membrane. The coding region runs from base 167 to 535 and encodes 122 amino acids.
CUGAUUUUCUAAUUUCGGUAUUCUGUGAAAUUACAAUUGUUGUCAAAACUCAAAAUGUUACUUUAAAGUAUAACUCUAAUCUUUUAUAUUCAAACUUAUGAUCCAUUAUCAACAUUGCUGAUUUAACGCAUUAAAAUAAAGACCCAGUUUUUAAAAUCCUUUUAAAAUGGAUACGGUUGUUAAAAGUAUGUUAGAAGAAGAUGCUGAGGAAGAAAAACAGGGCUUAGUAUUGUUUGGAAGAGAUCUUUCAAAGAUACCUUGUUUUCGAGAAAGCUUUUUUUAUGGAAUAGUAUCAGGAGUUGGUGUAGGAUUUGGAUCAUUUAUGAAAACAUCUAAACCCAUGUUAUCACAGCAUAUUGGAUUUGGCACCUUUACUAUGACCACACUUAUAUACUGGUCAUAUUGUAGAUGGCAGUGGUCUAAACAGAGAUUUGAUGCAGAAUUACUACAAGAAGCUGUUAAAAAUAAAAUUAAAUAUGAAGGAACAAUUGUUGAAAAGGAAUUAGAAAGUAAAGGUAUUCUUAAAUCAGCAUAACAAUGAUUUGUCACAAUAUAUUAUAUAUUUCUGUUGUGUUGUUGCAUGUUGCAAGUGACAUACUUUUAUGAUUUAAAUUCAUUUUGAAUUAUGUAUUUGAAACAUCGAAAAUACAAUACAACAAAUGUAUUGUAUAAUUUAAAUAACCAUCUUGCCUUUUGUAUAAUUUCAUUAUAGGCAUAAGUUUAAGGCAUAAAAACUAACAUUUGAAUUUAGUUCAGGUUCUUGUAGUGUUACAUAUUUGUAGAUAUAUGAUUUUAAGGAAAAUCAAAUAUAUUAUGUAUUUUCAGUAGACUAGUUUAAUGUACUGAUAGUAAUUAUUAGAA